Maniola jurtina (meadow brown) is the source of this 2682-nucleotide messenger RNA. RefSeq names its product nuclear cap-binding protein subunit 1 (gene Cbp80). NCBI's taxonomy places the organism in Eukaryota, Metazoa, Arthropoda, Insecta, Lepidoptera, Nymphalidae. Gene Ontology annotation, cellular component: nucleus; nuclear cap binding complex. The record is from RefSeq and is a predicted model, not a curated record. Gene Ontology annotation, biological process: mRNA export from nucleus; nuclear-transcribed mRNA catabolic process, nonsense-mediated decay. Bases 143 to 2536 code for a protein of 797 amino acids. Gene Ontology annotation, molecular function: protein binding; mRNA binding; RNA cap binding. The transcript is spliced from 10 exons.
AUAAGUCUGUGAUAUGUCAAAUUCGCCAAAAUUUGCGUCAAAAAUAGUUUACGUUUUUGCUUGUUAGAAAUUUAGAAAAUAUUCUUUUAAUUUAAAUUAAAAAUCUCGUGGUUUAAAUCAUUGAAUAAUUCAAUUUAAAAAUAUGAACCGAAGACGUGCUCACGAAGAAGAGGAUGGCUACGAGCGUCUACAUAGAAAACGUCGUCGAGUAUCAGAAAACCAAGAGAUUGAAGAUAGAUUGGAGUCGCUAAUUUUAAGAGUUGGAGAGAAGAGUAGCUCCAGUUUAGAAAGUAACUUGGAAGGUUUAGCAAGCGUUUUGGAGGCAGAUUUGAGUACAUUUCGCGUUAAAAUCUUACGUAUUUUAACAGAGUGUGCAAUACGUAUGCCAGAAAAGUGUACGAUAUAUGCUACAUUAGUUGGUCUACUCAACGCAAAGAACUAUAAUUUUGGCGGUGAAUUUGUUGAUUAUAUAGUGAAAACUUUUAAGGAGAAUCUUAAAACUGGCAAAUGGAACGCGGCUCGGUACUGUUUGAGGUUUAUAUCUGACUUGGUGAACUGCCACGUGUUGGCUGCAUCAUCUUUACUGACUUUGCUUGAGACACUAGUUGAUUGCGCGAAUGAGGAUGGUGUGCCUCAAGUGAGACGAGACUGGUUUGUUUUUGCCGUUUUGGCCACACUGCCUUGGGUGGGCAGAGAAUUGUAUGAAAAGAAGGAAUCACAAUUGGACCAUCUACUUGUAACAAUUGAAGUUUUUCUAAACAAACGCAGCAAGAAACACUGGCCAGCACUAAAAGUGUGGUCUGCAGACUCCCCACACUUGCAAGAGGAGUAUUUAGACUGUCUGUGGGCACAGAUUAGGAAACUCAGACAAGAUAAUUGGUCUGAGAAACAUAUUCCAAGGCCCUAUUUGGCUUUUGAUUCCAUUUUGUGUGAGGCCUUGCAGCAUACACUACCUACAAUUCAGCCACCACCACACAAUGAUGGGGAUACAUACCCAAUGCCACGAGCAAUCUUCCGCAUGUUUGACUACACUGACUGCCCCGAUGGCCCUGUGUUACCAGGAGCACACUCCAUAGAGAGAUUCCUUAUAGAAGAGCACCUCCAUAACAUCAUAGAAGCAUACCAUUUAGAGAGGAAAGAAUGUGCUGCCCAACUUCUAUGUUUCCCAUACAAAGCUAAAAUACCCUUAGAGUACUGUAUAGUGGAGGUUAUUUUUGCUGAACUGUUUAACUUGCCUACUCCUAGAUAUUUGGAGAUCUGCUAUGGGUCAAUUCUUAUAGAGUUGUGUAAGCUCCAGCCAUCAACUAUGCCACAAGUUUUAGCACAGGCAACUGAAAUUCUGUUCAUGAGGAUUGAUUCUAUGAAUAUUGCAUGCUUUGAUAGGUUGGCGAAUUGGUUUGCAUACCAUCUAAGCAACUUCCAGUACCGUUGGUCGUGGGAGGAGUGGGAGUCCUGUGCUCAGCUGGACCCAGACCAUCCCAAGCCCAGGUUCAUUAGAGAAGUGCUUGGGAAAUGUUUAAGAUUGUCAUACCAUCAAAGGAUAAAGGACAUGACACCAGAGUCCCUCGCAGCAUUUGUGCCUUUGAAGCCAGAACCCAUCUACAAGUACUCUAUGGAAGGUGCAGCUUCCUUACCAGGAACAGAAGCAGCGCACCAACUGGUCGUGUGCGUGCGCAACAAAUGUACCCCAGAAGAAGCUCUCAACGUGUUGAGAGAACUUCCCAAUCCGUUGAGGGAAGGGGACGCGAGCGCGGCGCAUGCGGCGUACAACCCUCUCAAAAUAGACGUGUUUGUCCAGACCCUGCUCAAUCUCGGCAGCAAGAGCAUCUCACACAGCUUUGCUGCUAUAUCGAAGUUCCAUUAUGUUUUUAAGAUCCUUGCGGAGUCGGAGGAGGCACAGAUCUACAUCCUGCGUAACGUGUGGGAGCUGUGGCAGCGUCACACUCAGAUGGUGUGCGUGCUGGUGGACAAGAUGCUCAAGACGCAGAUCGUGGAGUGCUCGGCCGUGGCCACCUGGCUGUUCAGCAAGGAGAUGGCGCCCUACUUCACGCGCGGCGCGCUGUGGGAGAUCCUGCAUCUCACUAUUGACAAGAUGAACAAGCACGUCACCAAACUGAGUAAAGAAUUACAAGAGGCGAGAGAGGCUCUAGCUAGAGCGGACUCGAGCAGCUCUGAGUCAGAAGACGAGAGCGGCAGCAAGAAGAAGAAGGAUCAUGACAAGCCCACAGAAGAGGCAGUGGAGCGUAUGGAGGAACGCUUGGAGAUGGCGCACACAGACCAGAAGCGUCUGUUCCUGAUCGUAUUCCAGAGGUUCAUCAUGAUCCUGUCGGAGCACCUGGUCCGAGCCGACACGGACGCGCGAGAUCCUCACACGCACUGGUACAAAGCCACCCUGGCGAGACUGCGACAGGUCUUCUUACUGCACCACGAGCAAGUGCAAAAGUACAGCAGCACUCUCGAAACGCUUCUCUUCACGCAGGACCUGGAUCCACACAUCUUGGACGUUUUCCAUCAGUUUGUAGCACUUACCGCGUAACUCAGAUGUAACAUAGACUUCAGGUGUACACUAUUCCUGUAUUUCUAACUGGUUGGCUCGAAUUAGAUGUUUUGAUUGAGUGAAAAUACUGGGUGAAUAUUAUAUGAGGCAUGGAAGAGGGGUAUUUCAAACAAAUAUCGCACUGU